UUUCGCACCUCGUACCUCUCGCGCGCGGUGAGCUCUCUCUCUCCUCCGGCGCGAUCAGGUGGUAGCGAACGAUCGGCGAUCCGCUGUGCUUCUCGGCGCCUUCAGCAGUUCGGCAGCUUCUGGACCGGUCCGCGUCUCAGGUGAAUCCGAAGAUUCGUAUGUGCCGCACGACCGCGCCUGGCACGUUCCCGUAUCGCUCCGCUGAUAGACGGUGCCAACGGCAUGCGUCCCCGGAGACACCGUUGAUAGCGGAGAAAAAGAGCGAGAGAUCGUCGAAGGGCGCGAAGAGGAAGACGCAUCUUGGCAUUCUUGGCAUGAGAGAAAUGCACGGGCGUGGACCAGGAGAGAGCGAGUGACACACGAUGACACGACGACGGCCGCCCGCGCCGGCCCGCAGCAUCGCGCCGCUCUGCGCGAUCGCUUGGGCGUUCUGGCUCGUGUUACCCGCUGAAACCGGAGCGGGGCCUAACUACGCGGACAACAAACAGAGAUACGAUGGGUUUUACAACAAUCUGAUCCAUCCUGACUGGGGUGCAAUCGAUAGUAGGCUAAUCCGAAAAGUCCCGGCGGCAUAUUCCGACGGUGUGUACGCGAUGGCUGGCCAAGACAGGCCAUCCCCCCGGAAGCUGAGCGACCUGUUCAUGCAAGGUGACGAUGGUCUGCCGUCGGUGAAAAAUCGAACCGCAUUGUUCGCUUUUUUCGGACAGCUGGUCACGUCGGAGAUAAUCAUGGCCAGCGAAAGUGGUUGCCCCAUAGAAUUUCAUCGGAUCGACGUGGACAAAUGCGAUCCGGUUUUCGACAAGGAGUGCCAAGGUAACAAGUACAUUCCGUUCCUGCGAGCGGAUUACGACCGUCACACCGGGCGCAGCCCCAACAGUCCACGGGAACAGAUAAAUAAAGUCACGAGCUGGAUCGAUGGCAGCUUCGUCUAUUCGAGCAGCGAGGCGUGGGCCAAUACAAUGCGCGCGUUUGUGAACGGCAGCCUUCUCAUGGAGCAGACAAGACAAUUCCCCGUGAGGAACACCAUGCGCGCGCCCCUCUUCAAUCACGCCGUGCCGCACGUUAUGCGAAUGCUCAGCCCGGAGCGCCUAUAUCUCCUUGGCGAUCCGAGAACGAAUCAGCACCCGCCGUUGCUGGCCCUGGGUAUCUUGUUCUAUCGGUAUCACAAUGUCAUAGCGGCUCGUGUACAGAAGGAACAUCCCGGCAUGUCUGACGAAGAAGUUUUUCAGAGGGGACGUCAAAUGGUCGUCGGGGCGAUUCAGAACAUAAUCCUUUACGAGUACCUUCCGGCAUUGCUAAACGAGGAUCUGCCAUCGUACACCGGUUAUAAACCAGAUCUGCAUCCGGGUAUUAGUCAUAUCUUCCAAAGUGCCGCUUUUCGAUUCGGUCACACUCUUAUACCGCCGGGCAUAUAUCGGCGAAAUGAAAAUUGCGAAUACAGGAAGACCAACACAGGCCAGCCAGCUAUGAGACUUUGCUCUACAUGGUGGGACUCGAACGAGGUUUUAGCUAACAGCACGAUCGAGGAGCUGAUCAUGGGGAUGGCGUCGCAAUUGGCGGAGAAGGAGGACAAUCUUCUCGGUACCGACAUCCGAAACAAUCUCUUUGGCCCCAUGGAAUUCUCGCGCCGAGACCUCGGCGCCCUGAACAUCAUGCGAGGUCGCGACAACGGUCUUCCGGACUACAAUACAGCCAGGGCGCGAUUCAAGCUGGCCAAGCGGAAAACGUGGAACGAGAUUAAUCCGGAAUUGUUCAAUAAAAACCCGUCGCUGCUACGUACCCUCAUCGAAAUUUACUCGAAUAAUCUCAACAACGUUGAUGUUUACGUCGGUGGGAUGCUCGAGUCCAAGGGCGGUCCCGGAGAGCUUUUCACCGCGGUUAUAAAGGAACAAUUUCUUCGUUUACGGGACUCCGAUAGGUUCUGGUUCGAGAACGAGGAAAACGGCAUUUUCGCGAAAAACGAGAUAGAGGAAAUCCGUCGUAUCACUCUCUGGGACGUGAUCACGAACGCGACCAGCAUACCGCCCGAUGCGAUCCAAAGACGAGUGUUCGUUUGGCAAGACGGUGACCCGUGUCCUCAGCCAUUCCAAUUGAAUUCGACAAUGCUCGAACCCUGCGUCCCUCUACAGCGCUACGAUUACUUUGAGGGUAGCGAACUCGUCUACAUCUACGCGUGCGUGUUUCUUGGAUUCGUUCCGAUCCUUUGUGCCGGUGCCGGGUACGGAUUGGUGAAACUGCAGAACAGACGGCGGCGCAGAUUGAAAAUACUUCAAGAGGCGAUUCAGAAGCGAAGUGAUGGCCGGAUCUGCGUCGAUAAGAUGAUCGUACGCGAGUGGUUGCACGCGAACCAUCGCCGUCUCGUAAAGGUGAAAUUCGGACCGGAAGCGGCGUUGCACAUCGUCGAUCGGAAGGGGGAGAAACUACGCACGUUUGACUUCAGCGGCGUCAACACCAUAACUAUGGAGGAGUCGCAGGAGAGCGAAACCGGACAUCGUAAGGCCCUAGUGCUGUUACGUAUACCGCGCGACUACGACCUUGUCCUUGAACUCGAUUCGUUGGCUUCGCGUAGAAAGUUCAUUGCGAAAUUGGAGGCGUUUCUGGCGUCGCAAAAAAAGCAUUUCACACUCACGCCAGUCGCCCGGGAUAUCAUGCUGGCAAAAGCGGAAACCAAGGAGCGCCGGCAAAAGAAGCUCGAACAGUUCUUCAGAGAAGCGUACGCGUUGACUUUCGGUUUACGGCCCGGCGAACGAAGACGGCGAUCCGAAGACAGUGACACCGGGGAGGUCGUCACGGUAAUGCGCACGUCGCUUUCCAAAAGCGAAUUCGCGAGUGCUCUCGGCAUGCGGCCCGACGCGGUCUUCGUGAAGAAAAUGUUCAACAUCGUCGACAAAGACGGCGACGGCCGGAUCUCCUUCCAGGAAUUCUUGGACACGGUCUUGCUGUUCUCGCGCGGCAAAACCGAGGACAAGCUGCGCAUCAUCUUCGAUAUGUGCGAUAAGGAUAGCAACGGCGUGAUCGACAAGGAAGAGCUAUCGGAGAUGUUGAGGUCGCUCGUGGAAAUAGCCCGUACCACGAGUCUCUCGGAUGAUCACGUCACGGAACUGAUCGACGGCAUGUUCCAGGAUGCCGGACUCGAGAGGAAGGACUAUCUCACGUACAAUGAUUUUAAAUUGAUGAUGAAGGAGUACAAAGGUGACUUCGUUGCGAUUGGUCUCGAUUGCAAAGGCGCCAAGCAGAAUUUUCUCGACACAUCGACGAAUGUCGCUCGCAUGACUAGCUUUCACAUCGAUCAACUGCCGCCGGAGGAUUCGAAGAGCUGGACGCGUAAGCAGUGGGAUGCCAUAUCGACUUUCCUCGAAGAGAAUAGGCAAAACAUAUUCUACCUUUUCGUUUUCUACGUGGUCACCAUAGCUCUCUUCGUUGAGAGAUUUAUUCAUUACUCUUUUAUGGCAGAACAUACGGAUCUCAGGCACAUAAUGGGCGUGGGAAUCGCCAUAACCAGAGGAUCAGCGGCCGCCCUGUCCUUUUGCUACAGUCUUCUGCUAUUGACGAUGUCGCGUAAUUUGUUAACGAAACUGAAGGAAUUCUCGAUCCAGCAGUACAUUCCGCUGGACUCGCAUAUACAAUUUCAUAAGAUCGCAGCAUGUACGGCACUUUUUUUUUCCGUGCUGCAUACGGUUGGUCACAUAGUCAACUUUUAUCACGUUUCUACGCAGCCGAUAGCGCAUCUUCGCUGCCUCACCAGUGAAAUCAGCUUUCCCAGCGACGCGCGGCCUACUAUCUCCUUCUGGCUGUUCAGAACAGUGACCGGUUUAACCGGUAUUCUUCUCUUCGUCAUCAUGACGAUCAUUUUCGUCUUUGCACAUCCGACUAUACGGCAGAAAGCCUACAAGUUCUUUUGGUCGACACAUAGCCUGUAUGUCGUCCUAUAUGCACUCUGCCUGAUCCACGGUCUGGCCCGUUUGACAGGCUCACCGCGAUUCUGGAUAUUCUUUAUCGGCCCGGCAAUCAUUUAUGCGCUGGACAAAGUCGUCAGUCUGCGAACUAAAUAUAUGGCUCUGGACAUCAUCGAGACGGAAUUACUACCCUCCGAUGUAAUUAAGAUCAAGUUCUACAGGCCUCCGAACUUGAAGUAUCUGUCGGGCCAGUGGGUGCGUCUCGCCUGCACCGCUUUCAGGUCCAACGAGUUUCACUCCUUCACGUUGACCUCGGCACCGCACGAAAAUUUUCUGUCGUGCCACAUAAAAGCUCAGGGACCGUGGACGUGGAAGCUUCGUAAUUACUUCGAUCCCUGCAAUUACAGUCCGGAGGACGAUCGUCCGAAAAUUCGUAUAGAGGGUCCGUUCGGUGGAGGAAAUCAAGAUUGGUACAAGUUCGAGGUCGCGGUGAUGGUCGGAGGAGGCAUCGGGGUGACUCCCUACGCCUCGAUGCUCAACGACCUCGUGUUUGGAACGUCUACCAACAGAUAUUCGGGGGUUGCGUGUAAGAAGGUCUAUUUUUUAUGGAUCUGCCCAUCGCACAAACACUUCGAAUGGUUCAUCGACGUUCUCAGAGAUGUUGAGAGAAAAGACGUUACGGAUGUACUUGAAAUUCAUAUAUUCAUCACACAAUUCUUUCAUAAGUUCGAUUUACGUACUACUAUGCUGUACAUAUGUGAGAAUCACUUUCAGAGGCUAUCGAAGAAGAGUAUAUUUACCGGACUGAAGGCCAUCAACCAUUUCGGUCGGCCAGACAUGACGUCGUUUCUGAAAUUUGUUCAGAAGAAACACAGCUAUGUUAGCAAAAUAGGAGUAUUUAGCUGUGGACCGCGUCCUCUGACGAAAAGCGUCAUGUCGGCCUGCGACGAGGUCAACAAAACGCGGCGUCUGCCGUACUUCAUUCAUCACUUCGAGAACUUCGGCUAGUCGGGUACCGUGCUCCCCGUUCGCACGAGAUAACGGACUGUCAACGGUGUUUGACAGCCUUCUAUCGUGAAUCUCGACGAUUUACUGCAGAAUGUACAUAUUUAUGCGCUGAGGCGCUACUUUUUACUAUUUAUUAUCUAUC
This is a messenger RNA of Temnothorax curvispinosus, 5046 nucleotides long. RefSeq names its product dual oxidase (gene Duox). The transcript has 20 exons. Gene Ontology annotation, molecular function: superoxide-generating NAD(P)H oxidase activity; calcium ion binding; heme binding. NCBI's taxonomy places the organism in Eukaryota, Metazoa, Arthropoda, Insecta, Hymenoptera, Formicidae. Bases 363 to 4904 code for a protein of 1513 amino acids. The record is from RefSeq and is a predicted model, not a curated record. Gene Ontology annotation, cellular component: plasma membrane; NADPH oxidase complex. Gene Ontology annotation, biological process: defense response; response to oxidative stress; superoxide anion generation.